Molecule: messenger RNA, 1224 nt
Organism: Macrosteles quadrilineatus (aster leafhopper)
Lineage: Eukaryota; Metazoa; Arthropoda; Insecta; Hemiptera; Cicadellidae
Product: phospholipase A1-like
Exons: 8
Coding region: 90-1202 (370 amino acids)
Molecular function (GO): lipase activity
Source: RefSeq, a predicted model, not a curated record
AUGGUUGUAAUUAUUUGAUGUAGUUGCGCUGGAUUUCCAACCAAGUGUUUCUUUUAUGCCUUUAUUCCAUUUAGUGCUAGAGGCUUAAAAUGAAAACUUUCAUUGUUCUCAUUUUUGCCACUGUUGCAACUGGAGUAAUAGGAAUCAUAACUAAGGAAAAGGCAAUACCUAAAGUCACUGUCAGACUGGUAAAGAAAACUUGGACCAUCGAAGGUUUCGACCCAGGUACAGAUGAACCACUAAGAGCUUUCCCAGGGAAAUUUUCUGAAGCAGUUAAAUUGUUGCAAGCAAACAAUAAAAAGUAUGAUUAUGUUGCUCAACCCCUGAUCAGUGCUACCAACCUGUUCAACAGCGAACAUUACAAUGCAAGCCUACCAUCCGUCAUCCUCACCCAUCCAAUGGCUAUUGGAAACUCUUUGUUUAUUUCUGACACAAUUGGAGUGUUUGCGCUCAGAAAUCUACAGAAGAACUACAACAUAUUCGCUAUGCACGCUCCUUGGCUGAGUGCCCAGUUCCAGACUUCAUGCGCAAGGGUCAUACUUGGUUUGGAUCCGUUGUUCAAGCCAGUAGCAGAAGCAUUUGCUACUUUUCUUCUGGACGGUAUUGCCCUUGGGAAACUGACUCCAAGCCAGAUCAACUUCAUAGGCUUCAGCUACUCGGCCACCCUUAACGCUUACAUUGCCCGGGAGAUACGAGACAACACAGGACUGCUUACACACACUCUCAUGACACUGGAUGCGUUUCAAUACAACCACAACAACCCGUUUUUCACGCCAGUUUCUAAAGAUGAUGCACAGUUUGUGCACAUGUUUCACUCAAGUACAUCGUUUGGAACUCCGGAGCGUAAAGGAACUGUAAACAUUGUGAUCAACAACGGAAUUGUCCAACCUGGAUGUAAAGAAAUGAACAUCGGCUGCAGUCAUCGCCGGUCUGUCCUAGUGUUCUUCACUAGUGUGUUGGCCACAGGCAGGGUUGUAGCAAGACAAUGCAAGAGCUGGGAGAAGUUUGAUAGUUGUCGUUGCAAAAAUAAACCUCUGUUAGUCGUCACAUUCCCAGUGAAUGAAGAGGCAAGAGGUACAUUCUAUGUAAGGACCGGGUCUCUUCUACCAUGGGGUCUUGGGCUUAAAGGAGCCAGAGGACGUCACUGUAAGACCAAGGCUCGGAAAAUCAAACCCCUCCUUAAAAUCAAACCUAACAUGUAAUAUACUUUUUUGUUGAUAAAAA